Molecule: messenger RNA, 8182 nt
Organism: Quercus robur (English oak)
Lineage: Eukaryota; Viridiplantae; Streptophyta; Magnoliopsida; Fagales; Fagaceae
Product: TMV resistance protein N-like
Exons: 6
Coding region: 5012-8074 (1020 amino acids)
Biological process (GO): signal transduction; defense response
Molecular function (GO): ADP binding; protein binding
Source: RefSeq, a predicted model, not a curated record
CACUUUUCAAACACAUCUAUCUCUUUUAUUUCUUUCUUUUACUUCCUCUUUGAAGGAAAAAAUCCACUUCAAAAUAUAUUCUUCUUCCCUAGUUAUUUCCCUAGUUAUCACUUUACCAACAUAUUUCCAAUCGCUUCAAUGAGUAAUCAAGGAGCCUUAUUGUUGUCAUCAUCAUUCUAGUGUUGGUUUUGUUCGUUUGUGUCACUGAACCAAAAAAAGAAAAAGUUUAUUCAUAUGAAUCACUGUCGUUCUCUCAGAGCAUUUAUAUUUUAAAAUAAUACAAAGAAUAUAUUUUAGGAAUUGAGUUUGUCUGGCUGAACCCAUUGAGUUCCUAGCUUAAAACUUCCUUGCUGUUGAUGCAACUCUCUGAUGCAGAACUAAACCUUUUGGACUGCAGUGUUUGCAUUCAGAAGUCUCUAGAAUGCUGCCAUUAGUAAAUAUAGUUGUUUGCUUAUAUGUAUUAAAUUUAACCCAAUGCACAUAAUGUCUAGACCUGAUCGGUUUGGUUUCCGACAUUCUGCCUACUUCCUCAAACUAUUUACUAUUUAGUUCAAGGGUUUAUUCAUUUCUUCACACCAUGGACCUAGAUCCAACUAUUUGAUAGUUCGAUUGAUGGGCCAAGAAUCCAAUUUUUCUAGGGCUAACCCAUGUAUUACUAGAGGUUUAAUUCAGCAUACUUUCAUUCUGUUUAUGCACUCCAAUGGAGAAAUGAUUUUGAGCAAGUACUAAGCAAAAUCACUAGUGAACUUACAGAAACCCUUUCUGGGCAUAGCUCAACUCAUGGUGCAAAUCCAUUAGCAAAGUCAUAAUUUAUUUAUAACACAAUAGAAAUCCAUUGAAUUUUAAGAUUACAUUUUCAAUCUGAUGAUAUAAUAAAUAGAGCAAAACAGUUCUUGGCAUCUUCAAUUGUGAAAGAACAAUCAAGUUGUUUAGAGAGAAACCCCUUAUUAUAUAUGUGCAAGCUUGCAUGUUACUAUGUCUCUUUGCUUCCAAUACCCAAUCUUAAAAGUUAAGAAGCAAUUACAUAAUACAACACCUUGGAGACUCCAAUUGAAAUGUGGGAUACCAUUUAAUCCAAAAGCAUAAACUUAUGAGUUUGGGCCCAACUAUGUUAUAUUAAAUAUUUGCUCUUGUUAUUAUUAUUUAACUAGUUGCAAACCCACGUGUUGCGCGUGAUAAUAUUUUUUUGGUGAUCUCAUUAUAUAUAUAUAUAUAUUUAAAAGCUUACAUAUAACUUUUUUUUAAACCUUUACACACACACACACACACAUCUAAAAUGUGAAUCUUUACAUAUACCUUUAAGUAAACUAUAUAUAUAUAUAUAUAUAUAUUCCACUUCAUUAGAUGUGCUAAACCAUAGACUACUACUCCAUAAUGAUAAUUGCUAACUAAUUUUAUCUUUUAUUUUUUAAUGAUCUCAUUUAUAACGCUUCUUACCAUUAUAUAUUUACUAACCAAUGAUUUGCAUAACAAAUACGUUAAAUAAGAGAUAACAUCGUUCAUUAGAUUUUCAAAAAGUAACAGUGUUUGAAGAUUUUAAAAUUUAUAUAAGGUUAAAUGAAAUGUCAAAAAAAGAUUUUAAAUUUCUUAACUUUAUUUCUUAUGCAAUUUCUAUUAGUAUUGGAGAACAUCACUUUUUUAGUUAUGAUUGGAAAUAUGGUUUCCAUGAUUAAAGUAUGGUUAGUUUUUAAGUUUAAAUUUAGUACUAUGAUUGUAUUUUUUAGAAAAUUAUGGCUUGGAGUCUAAUUUGUAUUAAGGUUUGAGGUCUCAUGCAAAAUGGUUCAAAUGAGAGAAAUGAGCCAAAGAGAGACUGAAGUUUAGCUAAUUUCAUAUUGAGCUUAUUGAUGACUUUGUUCCUCAAUUACACGGAAUGAUUACAAAUAAAAGUUUUUAACAAAUACAAUGAAAUUUUUCAUUACAAGAAAACAUCUAUCUUGGAAUUAGCCUUAACAAAAAUCCUAAUAGAUUGUUUAAGGCUUUAACAACUUGUGGCUAAAUGGAGUGGUUUUGUUGUAGGUUGAGUUGUGAGUAUGGAUUUGGACCUUGGGUCGCUUGUGUGAUGGUUUUGGUUAGAGAGCUUUCAUGGCCUUUGUCUGUUUGUCAGUAUUGGGUUUUAAGUUGUAAGGGACUGGGUGUUAGUUGGGCCGAGUGUGCUUUGGAUCUCAAAUCUUUUGUUUUUUCCAUGGUUUGAGAGUCUAUGUUGUCCAUCUAAGAAGACAGUGGCACAAUGCCAAUCAAACAAAUGGUUUGGGUGGUUCCAAUGAUAGCCCAUAAUAUAGGCUUAGCACAACAGUAAGAAAAAGUUGUCUAUCUCUCGGCUACAUUUGAAUCGAGGGUUAGAAAAGUGAGAGGAUUUAAAAUAAAAAAGUGAUAGAAGGACGGGGAUAAAGCAAAGUAGUAUAAAUAGAAGAGAUUUGAGUUUUGAGUUUUGAGUUUGAGUUUUCUCUUAUGUGUGUAUAAAAGGAAGAGGAUUUAAAAUAGAAGAGAUUUGAGUUUGAGUAUAAAAGGAAGAGGAUUUAAAAUAGAAGAGAUUUGAGUUUUCUCUUAUGUGUGUUUAGUUGGGAGGAUGAAAAGGUAAAGAGAUAGAAAACUCAUUUAUUUGGUUGAGAAGAAAAAUGAAGAUGGACAAUAAAGUUAGUAUAAAUUUAUAAUUAUAUAUCCAUUAUAAAUUUGAAAAAGGGGAGAAAAGUAAAAUUUAUAAACUGGGUAACCAAAAUUAAUCAAAUGUUGAUGGGCUAGAGUGUGAGAGUGAGAGCCAGAAAUCUGUCAUACCUGAGCUUUGAAGUGUGAGAGAGAGAGAAAAGGUAGGGCAUAAAGCAAAGUAAUGUGAUUGUGACCUGUAUUAAUUUACACGGUACUUUAGUUCAGAAAUCUAAAAAAAAAAAAAAAAAUUUAAUGGGCCGAUUUUCCAUUUUACCCCUUUUAGUCACCCCCUGGUCCUGUGCUAUGAUCUAGGGCAGAUUUAUCCAUUAACAAUGGCUCUAAAUCAAAAUAGGCUCCACCACCUUAAACUCUCACUUCAGCCCAUGAAAGGGCGAAGAGCUGAGAGUCCAUUGGACAUGAAAACCUACUUCAACAAGACUAAUAUCUUCUCCUAAAAAAAAUUAGUAUUAUUGUUGAAAUUUUUUUAAAAUAAAUUUCUUGAUUUAAAAAAAAUUAAUAAUCUUUCAUCAUCUAACUUACCCUUUUUUUAAUGACAAAAGGUUUUUUUUUUUUUUUUUGGGAGAAAAUUUAAUGAUAGAAGGUAGUUUAUACAUUUUAUGGUUUUGAAAUCCAGAUCGUUCAAUGAACCGUAAGAGGGAGAUGUUCAAGGUUUUUGAGGUUGAAUCGAAGUCAAACCGUGAUUAUGUCAUAAUUAAUUUAAUAAUUAUUUAAAAUAUAAAUAAAUAUAUUAAAUUAAUAAAAGUAGAAAAAUGAACUUAAAUAGUCCAAAUAAAUAUAGAGAUAUAUUUUUCAAAUGUCUUUUUUAUAUCAUAACUUUCAUAAGGCAAAAUAAGAAAUACUAAAUCUUAAGAAAACCUAAAUAAUUUUUUUGUUAAAGCUCAAUAUUUUACUCUAUUAAUCUUUUUAUGACAGCUUAUGUCUAAAUUAUCUUAAGUCAUGCUUAAGCCCACUUGACUACCCACUAAAUUGUUUUAUUCUAAAGCCCGUUUGAAUAUUCAACCAUUUAUGAAAAUUUUAAAAAUAAAAAAUAAACACAAAAACUAGAAGAGUGGCUGUACAAAGCAUUAAAAAAUUGAUUAAACCCAAUAAAAAUUAAAAAAGAAAAGAAAAAAAGAGUGGUUGACAGCAUGUAUUUAGGGAGUGACAGAAAGCAAGUUGUGAAUCAUCUUCCAAUUAGACCAGAAGACUCUAGAGUGGAAAGGAAAAAACUCAGAGAGAAAGAGAAAAUGCAAAAGUAGCAGUCUGCAAAAAUGCAGAGAAAGAAUGGGCGAGUGAGACUAAGAAGAAGAAUAAGAAGAAAUGUUGGGGCGAUCUCAAGGUCUGAGGUUGAAGCUUUAACAAUGGCUGAGCUGUAAGUACCCGGUUAACCUUGUGCUAGACAUCUUGAAAAGAUGGUCGAGAGCUAGAAUCAUUUGGUUAGAAAUAGAGAAUACCCAAUAGGGGAAUUGGUCUGGCAAGCAAUCCCACAUGUCCACGGAGUUGCUGGCACUAGAAAACAUAAAUUCUUGCCAAUAUAGGUGGGACUCCAAUUCUAUAGGCUCAUUGAUGGAGAAGUAAAGUGUUGCAUGACCCCAAUAGCUUUCUUUAAUUCGCUUAUCCAGUCUUUCUUGUUAGAUUUAUUUUUUAGUUUUAGUUUUGAUUGUAUAUUAAAUUAUUAAUUUUUAAUGAAUUAUGGCCUUUAGUCUAAUUCCUAUUUAGGUUUGAGGUUUCAUGCAAAAAUGUUAGCGAAUUUCACCAUGAGCUUAUUAAUGACUUUGUUCCUCAACUAAAUAUUGAGUUUUGUCCAAACCUUUAAAUUUUUUCUUAUAUUCGCUCAACAGAUCAUAAGUGCAUUUGACCAAAAUUUGUAAAUGUGUAGAGUGAAGUUGAGUGAACAACAAACUUUUGUCUUCAUCCUCAAUUACACCGAAUGAACAAUUACAAAUAAAAUUUCUUAGACAAAUACUUGCAACAAAACUUUCAUUACAAAGAAAUUUCCAUCUUGGAAUUUGGCCUUCACAAAAGUCCAAACAUGAUAGUCCACUUGUUGGGUAAUUAUCAAAUUCCCAUCAUGGAAUUUAGUUAUGCCUUGCUUCAAUAAUUAAGAUAAGAAGAAGAAGUUUCAUAAUUGGACCACCUACUAGUCCACUUGUUGGGUAAUUGUCAUGUUCAUAGCUUUGCUUACAUAAUAAUAUCUUUCUACCUAAUAUCAACAUUUUAUACUCUCCACAAUUUCUCUUUUAUUCUCUGUUCUCCUCUUCAACCAACUGUCUCUCUCUCUCUCUCUCUCUCUCUCUCUCUCUUCAUCUCAUCGACCUUGACAAAGUGAUCAGCAUCCUUAAGUUCAAGAUUUGCCAAUAUAUUUCUAAUGGCUGCCAUUAGCACUCAAUCUGCCUCAUCUUCGUCAUCAAUUUCUUCUUCAACACCGCAAUGGAAAUACGAUGUCUUUCUCAGCUUUAGAGGUGAGGACACACGCAAUAGAUUUACUAACCAUCUAUAUGUUGCCUUAAAACAAAAGGGCAUUCUCACCUUUAGAGACGAGGAAAAACUUGAGACAGGAAAAUUCAUUUCAUCAGAGCUUUUGAAAGCAAUAGAAAAAUCAAGGUUUGCAAUUGUCAUUCUUUCAAGAAACUAUGCAUCUUCUACAUGGUGUUUGGAUGAACUUGUAAAGAUCAUUAGGUGCAUGAAAGAGAUGAAGAUGAUGGUUCUACCAAUUUUUUAUGAUGUGGAUCCAUCUACUAUACGAAAGCAAAUGGGUACUUUUGCCCAAGCCUUUGCUAAACAUGAAGAAAAUUUCAAGGACUGCAUAGACAAGGUGCAAGCAUGGAGAACUGCUUUGAGAGAAGUAGCCAAUAUCAAAGGAUGGCAUGUACAAGAUAGGCCUGAGUCACAAAUUAUCCAGAACAUUGUGGGAGAAUUGUGGCAUAAAUUAAGUUAUGCAUUCUCAGAAUGUACCGAAAACCUAGUAGGAAUAAUUUGUCAAGCGGAGAAAUUGGAGUCAUGUUUGGAUUUAGGGUCAAACAAUGUUCGCAUGGUAGGGAUUUGGGGGAUGGGAGGAAUAGGUAAAACAACUCUUGCUAGAGUUGUGUUUCGUAUGGUUUCAAAUAAGUUUGAAGAUAAGUUUGAAGGUUGUUGUUUUCUUGCUAAUGUUAGGGGAGUUUGUGAAAAAGUUGGUUUAGUUCGAUUACAAAAACAACUCAUUCUUCAAAUUUUGAAUGAAAAUAUGGGUGUGGAAGAUGUUAAUGAAGGAGUUUUUGUGAUCAAGAACAGGUUACGUCAUAAAAAAAUUCUUCUUGUUCUUGAUGAUGUAGAUCAAUUAGACCAAUUAAAUAAGUUAGCAGGGGAUCAUAAUUGGUUUGGUUUAGGUAGUAGAGUUAUCAUAACAACAAGAGAUAAGCAUUUGCUACAGACUCUUGGAGUAGAUGAAAUAUAUGAGGCUAAUGGAUUGACACAUGAUGAAUCUCUUCAUCUUUUGAGUUUGAAAGCAUUUAAAAAAGAUCAUCCACCCGAAGAUUAUCUAAAGUUGUCCAGGGAUUUUGUAUAUUAUGCUAAUAACCUUCCUUUAGCUAUUGAGAUUUUGGGUUCUUUUUUGUUUGGUAGAAGUAUCCAUCAAUGGAAAAGUACAUUAAAUAGGAUAAAACAGUUUCCUGAAAAAGAUAUUCUCCAAGUACUUAGAAUAAGUUUUGAAGGACUACAUGAAACAGAGAAGGAAAUAUUCCUAAAUAUUGCUUGUUUCUUUAAUCAUGAGGGGAAAAAUGAUGUAGUAGAAAUACUAAAUUAUCUUGACCUUUUUCCAGAUGUUGGAUUAGGGGUUCUUUUUGAUAAAUCUCUUGUUAAAUUUCGGGGUUCUACCUUGUGGAUGCAUGAUUUGCUUCAAGAAAUGGGCAAGAACAUAGUUUAUGAAGAGUGUCCUAAAGAGCCUGGAAAACGUGGCAAAUUCUGGCUGUUUAAGGAGAUUAACGAUGUACUGACAAAAAAUACGGGAACAAAAGCAAUUAAAGGCAUAGUCUUAAAGUUGCAUAAACAAAAAGAGGUAUAUUGGAAUCCUAAAUCCUUUUCAAAGGUUCAUGAUCUUAAAUUGCUCAUAAUUGAUAAUGUUCACCUUUUACACGAGCCCAAAUAUCUUCCUAAUGCCUUGAGAUUUCUUGAUUGGAGUGAAUACCCUUCAAAAUAUUUUCCACCAAGUUUCCAACAAAAGUCUUUUGAUAGUUUGAAGUUCAUCAAAUUGAAGAAAUCACUAAAAUUGAUUGAAACUCCUGACUUCAACGAAAUCCCAAAUCUUGAGAAAUUGGAUCUUGAGGGUUGUAUAAAUUUACGUUCCUUGCACCCAUCAAUUGGAGUUCAUCAAAAACUCACUUUUCUUAACCUAGAAGGUUGCAAAAACCUCAGAAGUCUUCCAAGCAAGUUUGAAAUUGAGUCUCUUGAGAUCCUUAUUCUUUCUGGUUGCUCAAAUUUAAAAAGAAUUCCAGAGUUUGGAGAAAAUAUGAAAAAUGUAUCAAAGCUUUACUUGGAUGGCACUGCUAUUACAAAAUUACCAACAUCAAUUGAAAAUUUGACUGGGCUUGUUUCAUUGAAUGUAAAAGAUUGCAAAAAUCUCAUGUCUCUUCCUAGCACCUUUUUUAAUAUGAAGUGGCUCGAAGAUCUCAGUCUUUCUGGAUGCUCAAAAGUACAGGAAAACUUGGUGACUGAGAAAAGGGUAGAAGAGGUUGAUGUGAGUGGAACUGCCACAGGACUUAUGGCUUAUUCCAAUACUCUUUUUCAAACUCUUAAAACACUAGCUUUGGGUGGAUUUAAGCCGAGAAGUUCCAAUCGCAUGGGCUUGUUAACGACUUCUUUAUGGGGCUUGUGUUCUUUGACCAGUCUGAAUCUAAGUUAUUGCAAUCUCAAUGCAAUCCCCAAUGAUAUUUGUCGCUUAUUCUCUUUACAAUAUUUAUAUCUAAGUGGCAAUAAUUUUAGUUGUCUUCCAGAAAACAUUGCUCAACUAUCUAGGCUGUAUCGGUUGGAGGUGAACAAUUGUACGAGUCUUCUAUCAUUGCCAAAGCUUCCAUUAAAUAUUUCUUUUAUUUUGGGAAAGGGUUGUACCUCACUAGAAACGCUACCAGAUCUAUUACCACCAAAUUCUCCAUUUAAGCGUUACCUCUACCUUACAAAUUGCAGUAAAUUGGCUGAGAAUCAAGGCUUCAUUGACAAUGGAUUGCUGUUUUUUGCAGCGAUAAUAAGUUCCCUUCGGUGCCCUCACUCUGAUUCCCGUUACUACAGAUAUAACGGUGUUAUCCCUGGAAGUGAAAUUCCAAAGUGGUUUACGCAAUUACGCAUCAAAGUAUUGGGGAUGAGGUUAGUAUUCAAGAACCUAAUUCUCUUUUGUGUAAUGAGUGGAUCGGGAUUGUUGUUUGCGCUGUAUUUUGUUCUCAUCCACAUCACCAAAUCCUAAAAGAAGGUUUACUUAGCUGUUGGUUGAUAGUCAACGGAAAACAAAUGAGUAACGCACCAGGCACGCUCAACUUUGUUCCUUUAUCGGAUCACACUUGGCUUCCUCAAU